AUGGUAUCUAGGGGGUACAGGGGAUCUCAAACAAGAGUUGUCAGAGGCAAUUUGCAUACCUGCUUCCAGAUAAUUUGCUUACAGUUCUUCGGCUACACUCCUCCCUCCUACCCGCCUCCACCCAGCCCCGGGCUCCCGGUUCAAAGCGGUAAAGUGAGGACGACAGGCGACAAAACCCCUUUCAGGGCCCUCACCCUGUCUGCACACCCCGUUAGAAGGCUGGCCUGGGGGGAAGACUCGAGAUCAGAGCUGUGGGCCCCCAAGGCGGCCCCGCGGGGCUUUCCGCCAGACACCGCCUCCCCACGCCCGGACACCAUCUGCUUCCUCCCGGAGUCAUCAAAAGCCAGUGCACGUGCUCGCGCCCCACCCCCGCCCACUCAGAGAGGCCCCGGGCGCCUUGUUUAUUCAGCCCGCUCCAGGCUUCUCCUCCCGCUGGCCUCCCGGAGAGUUCCUCUUUCGGGAGUCUGCAACCGUGCGCGGGGCGGAUGCCGGGGUAGUACGCUGCACCCCCUUCCCUGCCCGGUGGUACAGAAGGGUCAGACCCGGCGCAGUCUGCAGUUUCCGGCCACGGCGACGACACCAGUCCCGCAGGGAGGAGGCCAAACGGGGACCAGGGGCCAACUGGCCUGGGAACUUCCGUCCCGGCUCCCUGACACCGGAGGCCCCCUGGGAAGUCCCAGCAGAUGUGUCCAGGGUCAGAGACCUCGGAGCCAAGGAUGGGGCAGAGGUCUGAGACAUGAAGCUGGAAAACCAAGUCCAGUCUUGCUGAACCCUGACCCCUUUACACACCCAAUAAGGAAGGUGAAGGACUUGAGUUGUGGGUGA
Cervus elaphus (red deer) is the source of this 825-nucleotide messenger RNA. RefSeq lists its product as uncharacterized. NCBI's taxonomy places the organism in Eukaryota, Metazoa, Chordata, Mammalia, Artiodactyla, Cervidae. Bases 1 to 825 code for a protein of 274 amino acids. The transcript is spliced from 5 exons. The record is from RefSeq and is a predicted model, not a curated record.